Ambispora leptoticha is the source of this 459-nucleotide messenger RNA. NCBI's taxonomy places the organism in Eukaryota, Fungi, Glomeromycota, Glomeromycetes, Archaeosporales, Ambisporaceae. The record is from the annotation of a GenBank genome assembly.
AUGUCUCAAAAAUUCAUUUAUAUCCUAUUCAUUUCUCUCUUUGCGUUUAUUUCUCAAAUUGCCAUCGUCAAAUCUCACGUGACUACAGAAUCCGACUCUCUUCUAGAAACUUUAAAUUAUUUUAAUUCUGAGAAAACAGAGUAUCCUGUACAUAAUUAUUUAUCAUCUUCGUCAACAUUUUUUGAAAUUGAUAUAGAACCAGAAUUAGAAUCGAACCAAAUAAUACAACAACAGUCUCUAUUGUCUCCUUUAAAUCAACAAUACACGCAACAGGAUGACGGUGAUGAAGAAAGAAUACGUAAACGUCAAUUACUUCUUGAGAGACGUCGUAGAUUACGUGAAAGACGUCGUAGGUUACGUGAAAGACGUCGUAGGUUACGUGAAAGGCGUCGUAGGUUACGCGAAAGAAAUCAAGGGCAAACUGAAGUUGAAAUGGAAUUAAAUUAUGCGCAUAUGUAA